Messenger RNA from Suillus paluster, 282 nucleotides. RefSeq lists its product as uncharacterized. The coding region runs from base 1 to 282 and encodes 93 amino acids. NCBI's taxonomy places the organism in Eukaryota, Fungi, Basidiomycota, Agaricomycetes, Boletales, Suillaceae. The transcript is spliced from 2 exons. The record is from RefSeq and is a predicted model, not a curated record.
AUGUCUUCAACUCAGGCUGAUUCAGAUAUUGUUGACUGCACCGACAGUGUUGAUUUCUGCGACAACGUUAUCAUUAUGGACAUCGACAAUCUCCUCGUAGGAUGGCCGGCAUAUAAAAUCAAAUUCAUGCCUAAAAAACCAGGUCCUGUGAAACUCAUCAUUCAUCUGAAAGACGCUGUCAAAUUCAUGCAUGUUGAAGAGUCCACUGACAGUGAAGCUGAGUUGUUGUUUUCGAGCAAUGGAUGGAAGAGGGUCCGCAAGAACAAGCAAAUCAAGACAUAA